Cynoglossus semilaevis (tongue sole) is the source of this 1306-nucleotide messenger RNA. It is a transcript of the gene pemt, whose product is annotated as phosphatidylethanolamine N-methyltransferase. The coding region runs from base 255 to 947 and encodes 230 amino acids. The transcript has 7 exons. Gene Ontology annotation, biological process: phosphatidylcholine biosynthetic process. Gene Ontology annotation, molecular function: phosphatidylethanolamine N-methyltransferase activity. The record is from RefSeq and is a predicted model, not a curated record. NCBI's taxonomy places the organism in Eukaryota, Metazoa, Chordata, Actinopteri, Pleuronectiformes, Cynoglossidae.
AAAGUUCACAUGGUAAGUAACUUUAAUUGGUAAAUUGUAAAUUCCAGGCCUAGUUUACGUGUAACUGCACUUUGAACUUCAUUUCCCAGAAUGCAGUUCGUACAGACAGCGUGGCUUUUGCAACCCAGCUGUACACAGAGGCACUUUGUGACCUUCUAAUUCUACCAUCAACACGUGUGGAGGACUUUGGCAACGGUGUUGCGCACUUUUUUAACGUGUUCUCUGCACACAGGUAAACCUGGUUGAAUUCGUGAAUGAACGAUAGUCCGGCGGACAUUCGUCCCUCUGUGCCACUUGACUGCUGCGGAGGACUCAACAACGUAAAUUACUCUAAGAUGGAUUUGUCACUGUUGGAAGAUUUCCUGAAGCACGUUACCUUUCAUGAUGUUAGUUUUCUCAUCGCUGUGGUCACCAUCAUUUUCAACCCUCUCUUCUGGAAUGUGGUUGCGAGGUGGGAACACCGUACGAAGAGGAUCUCCAGAUUGUUUGGCAGUCCUCGCCUGGCCUGUUACUGCCUGGGCUUCGUCAUCCUGCUGCUGAAUGUUUUACGCAGCCACAGUAUAACAGUGGCGAUGAAGGCCCAGGCCAGGUGGGAGGUGAUGGACAGGGUGGAGGUGUUCUACGCAGGUGUUCUGCUCAUUGCGUCAGGAAUUCUGUUUGUAGUCAGCAGCUUCCUCGCUCUGGGAUUCACUGGAACCUUCUUAGGUGAUUACUUUGGCAUCCUGAUGGAGGAGAAGGUGACGGGUUUCCCAUUUAAUGUCAUAGAAAACCCAAUGUACUGGGGCAGCACUGCCAACUACCUGGGCCUGGCACUCAUCGGGGCCAGUCCUGUUGGACUCGUUCUGACUGCCGUCGUCGCUGUGGCUUACAAAGUGGCACUAAAAUUUGAGGGACCGUUUACCCAACACAUCUAUCAGGAGCGGAGUCAGCGCCGCAAGCAUGAGUGAUCUCCUCACUGAAACUUCCUGCUCCUGAUUGGGCCAGGAUUCCCACCGCUCUGUACGGACAGAUGGACGGAACGGUCGAGACAUUUCCCUGUGAAUUUUUACUUCUUUUUUUUAGGUUUUUUUUCAUGUAAACAUUCAGAAAAUACAAAUGAGUGGAUUUGACAUUUUUUCUGUGUCAGUCUUUGCUUUUCUACUGCUGCAGAUGGAAAUCUGAUAUGGUCUGGGUUUGACAAGAUUAGAUUACAGUAGAUUACAGUAGAUUAUACUGAUCCCACACUGGGAAAAUGAACAUGCUACAGUAACAAAAAGGACAAAGAAGAAAGAGAGAGAGAGAAAGAAAAAAAAAACAGUUACUAAGG